GCGCGACCAGUCGCUCGGGCCCUUCCUCUGCCGCGAGCCUGGUAGCCUCCUGCUCCCCCGCGCUUUAUCGCUUUGACCGGAUCGAAUCUCAGAUUCGCCUCUUGGCCGACAGCCUGUUUGUGAUGCAGGACUACGAGGCGGCCCUGGGCCAUUACAAGCUCGUCCGCGACGACUUCAAAGCCGACAAGGCCUGGAUGCACCUGGGUUCAGU
Nannochloropsis gaditana CCMP526 is the source of this 211-nucleotide messenger RNA. RefSeq lists its product as uncharacterized. The record is from RefSeq and is a predicted model, not a curated record. The transcript has a single exon. The annotation marks the transcript as partial. Gene Ontology annotation, cellular component: phagophore assembly site; TRAPPIII protein complex; cytoplasmic vesicle. Gene Ontology annotation, biological process: endoplasmic reticulum to Golgi vesicle-mediated transport; protein localization to phagophore assembly site.